Molecule: messenger RNA, 3525 nt
Organism: Centruroides sculpturatus (bark scorpion)
Lineage: Eukaryota; Metazoa; Arthropoda; Arachnida; Scorpiones; Buthidae
Product: glutamic acid-rich protein-like
Exons: 6
Coding region: 90-3260 (1056 amino acids)
Biological process (GO): nucleosome assembly; regulation of DNA-templated transcription
Cellular component (GO): nucleolus
Molecular function (GO): histone binding; DNA binding
Source: RefSeq, a predicted model, not a curated record
CGCAUAUUUGUCUUUUUAAUACACAGCUGAUUAUGGACGAACUACAUGGGGGAUGACGUGGAAAUGGAACAGUAUAUUUAUAAACUAGAAUGGAUUUUAAUUACUUGUCGAGCAUUUCGCAAUUUCAACAUAAAACCGUUAAAAGUAAUCAAAAUUUUAAAACCAAGUCUAGUGAAAAGAAAACCUCAUCAAGUCAGGUAACAUCAAAUGCUAUCCAAGCAUUUUUGGCUCGAAAACAAGAAGAAGAAAGACAAAAAUAUGAAGAAGCUAAAAGAAGAAAAGAAAAACUUCUCACUCUUAGAGCCCAGAACUCUAAGAGUAACAAAAAAGCCAAAAUCAUGGCUUCUAGAACAAAAGAUAAUGAUUUUAGUAAGAUUAAACUUACUGAAGAUGAAGUGGAAGCCAAAAUAAAGAGAGAACAAGAACUGAAUAAAAAACGCCUAACAAACACAGUAGACAGAAUGAAAGCUAGAAUCCAAUUAGAGGAAAGAGAUAAUCAGCUUCCUAGAACAAGAAAGAAAAAAACUAGUGAUUCUCAGCGUCAAACAACAACUAAUUCUCCCAUGCAAAUUGAAUAUAAAUUUAAUGGAAAUAGUGCUCCCAUUCCUGUACUGGUUAACAAAAAGAAGGAUAUUGAAAAAAGAAAACAAGUAUCAAAAUCAAAAUCAGCUGUGAUGGAUUACAGAAAUCUCUUAGAAAUUGCUGCAAAAAAACAAUUUGAAGCUGGUGAUGAUUCAGAAUAUGAAGAUUUUGAGGAAGAAAGUGAUGAGUAUGAGGAAGAACAAAUUCAAGUGACCAAAACAAGUCUUCCUAGUUAUAAUACAAAGGAAGAUGAAAGUGUUCAUAGACAAAUUAAUCAGAAUUCUAAGUUAAAUAAUAAAAUUUUAGCAGAUAAACAUAAAUUAAAACAAAAUAAAGAAAAUUCAUAUAACACAAAUAAUUCAUUAAAAAAUGAAAUUUUACAAGAAUCUAAUAUGAAUCAUAAACAAUUGAAUAAAUCAUAUAAAAAAAAUUUGCCUAAUAAUAAAACUCCAAAGUUAUAUAAAUCAAAUGAAAUCAGUGAAUAUUCUCAAAAAAUGUCAUCAUAUAAUAAUAAUUUAAAUUUUACAUAUAAUAAAAAUAAAGUUCCAUCUAAACCAAAUAAAUAUGAAGAAUACAUUCGUACACCAGACGAUAAAUUACAUAGUGAAGAAGAAUACAUUCCACAGUAUCAGAAACCAGCAUUAAUUCCUAAUUUAAAAUCAGUUCAGAAUCAAAAAGAAUUAAAUUAUAUUCCGACAAACAAAUCAUCUGUAAAAAAUAGGAAUGAUACAGAAAUAUUAAACAAUAGAAAAAAAAUUGAACAAACAUCCAUCCAAAAUAUGACCAACAGAGUACGUCAUAGUGAAAAAAUUAUUUCUUCAAAUUUGGAUCACAAUAUAAAUGUAAAUAGAAAAUAUUUAGAUUCAAAAAAAUCUAAAGAUGUUUCAAAACAUAAAAAUGAAUUAUUCAAAAUACCUAAGAAGAAAAAAGAAUGUGAUGCAAUGUUAGAUGACAGUACUCCAUGUUAUUAUACAGGUGAUAAUGAUGAAAAGAAUGUAGAAAUACCUAAAAGUCACAAUAAAGUAAAUAAUGUUUUAAAACAAAAUUCUGAAAAAAGGCAUGAUUAUAUUAAUAAUAAAAAGAGAGAGAUUGAAGAAAGAUUUUUGUUGAAUAAUAAGAUAAACAAUCGAAUUCCAAAUAAUAUAAAACAAAGCAUGUCAAGUAGAAAUAAUUUGUAUGUUGAAAAUAAAUUCCAAGAAAAGUUAAAAAAUUCCACAGUUCGAAGAAACAUUCAAAAUGCAAAGGAAUUCGAAGAACCAAAACAAUAUUUCACCAUAAAUGGAGAAGAAAAAUCAAAAUAUGAUACAAGUAAAUCUCUUAUGAAAAGUAAACAUUCUAAAAAUUCUUCUUCAGCAUCAAAUGAAGUGUAUCAGUAUUUUACAGAAGAUUUUAAGAAAGAACAAUCUACCUCAAAAAACAUAAAUAAUACAAAAUGUAUAAUAAAUAAUCACAGAACUAGCAUGCAAGAAAAAGAUAAAAUAAAAUCAAUGGCAAAUGCACACAAAUUAAGUCAGAACAGAUCUGAAAUUAAAAGAAAUUUUUGUAAUGAAUACAAUAGAGAUAGAAGUGAGUCUCCACCUGCCAAAAUAUACAAAAGUGAAAGUAUUAGAAAUGAAAAUAGGAUUAACCAAAGGAUAGAAAAGUCUAAUGAUCAGAGAAUUGUAAAAAGAAAACUUCCUAUAGAAAAUAAAAAGAAUGAACAUGAUAGAUUUAAAAGUAGAGAAGAUGAUUAUAAAAGAGAUAUAGGAAGGACUAAUGAAAAAGUUGAUAGAGAAUUUUCAGCAAAAAGUUUAAAUGCUAAAAUAAAAAGUGAAUAUAGAAUUCAAACUAAAACUGAAAAGGAUAAUUAUAACAGUAUUAAUACAGUAAAAUCAAAAUAUCCAGAAUACACUUCAGUUCCAAAAGUUUCACAAGAGAGUAAAAACAAAUCAAACUUUGUACAGAAAGAAAGUGCAUUUCCUAAAAAAGUUCUUGCAGAAAAAAAAAGGGUCAUUCCACCAAGUAGUAUGGUGCAUUUAAUGCAAAAAGAACAAAUUCAAACAAAUAAUAAAUUAAGACAUUUGGAGAAGCAAAGGUUAGAAAAAGAGAGGCCAACAAUUGGAAAAUUGCAAAUGAUCACAAAAUCAGAAAAUUUAAGUAGAAUGGAAAAUAAUAGAAAAAUAUUAAAAAGCAAUUCUAAUACUAAUAUAAGUAAACAUUCUGAAAGAAAUACAUUAAAUGAAAAACCUAUUCCAUCUAAAAGAUUUCCUCAACCCAAUAAUGGUACAAUUCCAAACAAGAAUUUCAAACCAAUAACAAGUGCUGAUUAUGUUGGGAUUAAGCGUGAUCGUCAAGGACGACCAUUAGUUAGCAUGUUUCUGAGAAAAAAUGUAGAUAGUGAUGAAGAAGAGGAGGAUGAAGAGGAAGAUGAUGAUGAUGAUAUGGCUGAUUUCAUUGAUGAUGGACCAUUGGAAGAAGAUGAUGAAGAUUAUUCCAGAUAUAUUCGAGAAAUAUUUGGCUAUGAUAAAAGAAGGUAUCGCUAUGAAGAAGAAUUUGAUGAUCAAGCUAUGGAAUCAUCAUAUGCUGAGCAAAUGAAAGAAGAAAGGAGAAGUGCAAGGAUAGGACUCUUAGAAGAUUUAGAAGAUAUGAAAAAAGAGGAAGAGGAGAAACAACAGAAAGCCCUUAAAAAGAAAAGAUGAAAUUUUCAAAAGACAAAAUACAGAACUAUUUCAAUGGGUGAUUGAGUUCCAGUUUUGAAGAAUAAAAAAAAUGUAUUGUGCAUAAUUCUGUAAGCUUAAACUUCAAAGUCUUCCAAUAACAAAUCUUUCCAAAAAGAUUGUGAUAGCCAACAUAUAUUUAUUUAUGACAACUAAUGGUCAGAGGUUAAAAAAAAAACUUAGUUUCAUAUGAAUUGCUCUAAUGGAAGCAUAUAUUUUGCAUUGUAUUGCAAACUUUAAAAAAAAA